AUGCGCGCCUUCCAGGAGCCGGGCAGCUGGAGCCUGUCGUUCGUGGGCGCGGGGUUCCUGGGGCUCUACCACGUGGGCGCGUGCCAGUGCCUGCAGGAGCGCGCCCCGGAGCUGCUCCGCGGCGCCCGGCGCCUCUACGGCUCGUCCUCGGGCGCGCUCAACGCCGUGUCGUUGGUCUGUGGCAAGUCGGCGGAGUUUUGCUGCGAGCGGCUGCUGGGCCUGGUGAAGGAGGUGGAGCGGCUGAGCCUGGGCAUCCUGCACCCCGCCUUCUGGCCCGUGGAGCACAUCCGCCGGGAGCUGGAGCACCACCUGCCCGCCGACGUGCACAUCCGAGCCUCCGAGCGCCUGGGCAUCUCGCUCACACGCUGGCCCGACGGCCAGAACUGCAUCAUCACCCACUUUGCCAGCCGGGAGGAGGUCAUCCAGGCCCUCAUCUGUACCUUGUACGUCCCUUUCUACUGCGGGGUGAUUCCAGCCGAGUUCCGAGGGGAGCGCUACUUUGACGGGGCUCUGAGCAACAACCUGCCCUAUUCGGACUGUGGCCGCACCAUCACUGUGUCCCCCUUCUCCGGCACCGUGGACAUCUGCCCGCAGAGCCUCUCAGCCAGCAUGCACGAGUUCCAGGCCUUCCAGGCCUGCUUCCAGAUCUCCUCCAGGAAUGUCGAGCGGGGCAUCCACGCCCUCCUGCCCCCUAGCCCGGAGGUGGUGGCCGACUGCUGCCGGCAAGGCUAUCUCGACGCUCUGAGGUUCCUGGAGAGACGUGGUCUCACCAAGGAGCCGGUGCUGUGGACCCUGGUGUGUGCGGAGCCCCCGGCCCCGGCUGAGGGGACCCCAGACCCGACGACCGGCCUGUGCAUUGACUGGACGGUGCCCAGCGUGUGGGUGUCGGACGUGCCCGACUUCCAGAAACUGUCCCCGAAGCUGGAGGCUGCGCUGCAGAAAGCCUGCAGGCGGGACCCCGCGCCCUGGGCCCGCUUCUGCCGCUCGGUGCCCGGGCAGGCGCUCACCUACCUGCUGCUACCGUACACGCUGCCGCUGCAGUACAUCUACUUCCGGGGCAAAAGGCUGGUAUUGUGGCUGCCGCAGAUGCCCACUGACCUGCGCUGGAUCCAGGACCAGCUCCGGAGCGCGGCCGCCCUGGCCUGCACCCAGAUGAAGAAACAGCUGCUCGGCCCGGCCAGCCUGCCAGCUGCUGGUCCUCUCCUGCCCGGGUCAGCCCCCGCCGGGGACCACCUGGGCAGGAAUGGAGAGACGGGCCUCAGGCCUGCCCGGCUGUGA
Messenger RNA from Sorex fumeus (smoky shrew), 1278 nucleotides. RefSeq names its product patatin like phospholipase domain containing 5 (gene PNPLA5). Gene Ontology annotation, cellular component: cytoplasm; membrane; lipid droplet. NCBI's taxonomy places the organism in Eukaryota, Metazoa, Chordata, Mammalia, Eulipotyphla, Soricidae. The record is from RefSeq and is a predicted model, not a curated record. Gene Ontology annotation, biological process: triglyceride catabolic process; lipid homeostasis. Gene Ontology annotation, molecular function: triacylglycerol lipase activity.